Messenger RNA from Aspergillus pseudotamarii, 1052 nucleotides. RefSeq names its product putative actin cytoskeleton protein (VIP1) (gene vip1). Gene Ontology annotation, molecular function: RNA binding. The transcript has 3 exons. The record is from RefSeq and is a predicted model, not a curated record. NCBI's taxonomy places the organism in Eukaryota, Fungi, Ascomycota, Eurotiomycetes, Eurotiales, Aspergillaceae. The coding region runs from base 94 to 945 and encodes 283 amino acids.
UUAUUUCUAUACCUCUCUAUCAUUUCAAUUGUACCCCUCUUGAUAUACCGAUCCUAAUAUAUUUUCUACCGAAAUCAACAUUCCCUCGUUAUCAUGUCUGAACGCAGCACAGUCCAUGUCUCGGGCAUUGCGCCCGCCACCUCUGAGAAAGAAGUCCAGGACUUCUUUAGCUUCUGUGGCAAGAUCACCUCCAUCUCCGUGACCCCAGUUUCUGGUGAGCCAGAUGCUCCCAAGUCCGCAACAGUGACUUUUGAGAAAGAAGCAGCUGCCAAGACUGCCUUGCUCCUGGAUCAGACUCAGCUGGGAGGUUCUGCAGUGCACGUACAGGCUGCCCAGACUCUCGACGACAUCGCCGGUUCCCAGGCCGCCAGUGCAGCAGAGGCCAGGGACGAGAACCACCAUGAGAUUGCGCAGGAAGACAAGCCCAAGUCCCGAAUCUUCGCCGAGUACCUUGCUCACGGCUAUGCACUGAGCGACAACGCAAUCCAGAAGGCUAUUUCCCUCGACCAGAAGCACGGCUUCUCCAACCGCUUCACCUCUGCUCUGUCCAACUUUGAUCAGAAGUACAAGGCCACAGACCGCGCGAGAGGAAUCGAUGAAAGCUACAAGAUCAGCGACAAGGCUGCCACUGGUUGGCACGGACUCCACUCAUACUUCGAAAAGGCUCUUGGUACACCAUCGGGUCAAAAGCUUCGCGACUUCUAUGCCCAGACCGAUAAGCAGGUGCGGGACAUCCACACUGAGGCCAGACGCUUAGCAGACCUGAGGAGUGGAAAAACUACCCACGAGGGUGAGGCCCCGGCUGCCGGCGGUGUAGAGGCCUCCGGUGCCGUCCCCGCAGCUGCUGCUCCUGCGGCUCCUACAGCUCCUGCUGCCCCUGCCGAACCUGCUCCUGCGGCGAGCCUGCCUGCUGGAACCGCAGCUCCUGCCGAGCCUAAGGCAUGAUGAAUUAACGAUGUACUGAAAUUAAACUGGGAUGCUGUCUGAUUUGUUCUGCCGUUGUUUCCUGUAUUCUGGUGUGCGUUUUUGAACAAGCUGUCUGGAACAGGCUU